AUGUACCUCUCCAAGCUCUCCUCGCUCGUCGAUCAGCUCGUCCGGGUCAUCCGAGAUUCCCCCGCACACCCCUUCGACCGCUGGUGGAAUGUAUCGCGGAAAUUCUUCUUCACUCUCGCCUUCAUCUCGCUGAUCUGGGCCAAAUUCUUACACAUAUAUGCUCACCUCUACUCAUUACCACCGUCCAAAUUGCUCCUGUGGGGUCCGACCUUCUUUUUCCAGGAUGUCAUCUUUAUCCUCCUCGUCCGUCUCCUCACCCAGACCAUCCCCUGGCGACCUGGCGCCGUUUUCGCUGCACUAUGCACUGUGCCAUUCAGUUUGCUGAUGUCUGGCAUGGCGUCUUCCGCCACCUCCUUCUACGUCGUGACCGGCGCCGAGCUUCACUGGCGACAGGUCCGGACUUUUCACGGCGAUGCGGCUGCCGUUCGCACUCUGCUCACCGGUUUGACAGGGUCUCUGAUCGUGGAGGCCAUCCUAAUUGCCGCCUCCUGGUUCCUGGCUGCACCCAUACACCGAGCCACUGGCGGGGUCUUGCGGAUCUUGGGCGCGCCCUUGCAGAGGUUAGCGCAACGGAUCUGGAGUCUUCGCUGCCGGCAGUGGACGAGGAAGACCAGUCGCAUCGAUCCCCAGAGGUAUGAACAGAUUGCGGUCGACGAUUAUCUGGACGACAAGAGCGACGACGGAGACUCGGUGUUUCUGCUCGACCCGAUGAGCCACGAGACGCCGGUCAAACAUCACGAGUCGCUGGUCAAACAUCUGGCCAUCUUCGUCUUCUUUGGCGCAUUUGUGCUCCUCCGGUGCCUUCGCCCUCCCAAUCCUUCGUACAUGUUCCUGUCCUGGGCGCUUCCCGUCAUUCCAUUCUCCCCAGCGAACCGCGGCUUGUCACCGAUCGAUGCCGACCGAAUGCCGGGAGACUACAGAUGGCUGGAGAAUCGGUCUGCGCUGGAUAAGCCGCCGACGUGGGACUGGCUCCCGAGCGACCCCAUAUCCGGGUUCGAGGAUUGGUAUCCGGGAUUCGAGGACCAUCAUGGACCGCCUCAUGGACCGCAUCAUGGACCGCCUCAUCGCCGUCGUCCUCCCCCGCUGCAUUACAACCCGGCCGAGGAUCCGUUGCACAUCUCCAAUCUACAGUAUCCCGUGCUCGAACCCCUGAAGGAAGCGCUCGCCAGCGGAAACGUUAGCAUCAAACACGUUAUCCUGCUGAAAUUGGAGAGCACCCGAGCGGACGUCUUUCCGCUCCGUAAGGAAUCGUUCAUGUGGAAUCGCAUCGCCGAUUCCUACACUAACCACACCAUCCCCGAUGCCGUGGAGCACAAACUGGCCGACUUGACCCGAACAGCCGAGUACCUCACCGGGUUUGCUUGGGGCUUUUCGCGCGACCCCGCUGCACACAAUGGCCGAAAAGCGUACGGCGGCAUCAGCGCCCGCAAUGCCUUCACCACGGGCACCUACACGCUCAAGAGUCUUGUCGGAACCGUCUGCGGCGUUACUCCACUGGUGACUGAUUUUAAUCGCGAGUACAAGCAUCACAUCUACCAACCGUGCAUGCCGCAUGCCCUCAACGCCCUGAACCAUCAGAUUGAACUCAUGAAUACGACUGGGGAUUUCACCUCGUGGCCGUGGCACUCCAAGUGGAUGCAGUCUGUGACCGAGGGCUACGACAAGCAGAACGAGUUGACCCCGCGACUGGGUUUCAAGGACAUUCUCGCCAAGGAGCGGCUCGAAGACCCCAGCGCCAAACACUAUCUGGUCAAAUCCAAGGAGAUCAACUACUAUGGAUACCCCGACACCGAGCUGCGCGAGUACUUCCGCGAUGCUAUCGAUGACGCCGAGCGGGAGCACAGGCGACUCUUCAUCACCCAUCUCACCGGUACGACUCAUCAUCCGUGGGGAAUGCCGAACAACAGCUACCAGCAGUUCAUGGGCAACCAGAAAUUCARGGCCAAGGAUGAUCUCAACAAGUAUCUGAACACCAUCGGUUUCAUCGACAACUGGCUGGCGGAGAUCAUGGACAUUCUGCAGGAGAAGGGCGUUGCAGACGAGACCCUGCUCGUCAUGGCCGGCGAUCACGGAUUGUCUCUUCCCAACGACGGAGGCGUCACUCCCUACGACAAUCCGCAUAUUGGCAGCUUCCAGGUUCCCAUUGUAUUUGCUCACCCCAAGCUCCCGCCCGUGGAGAUCACAUCCCCCGUGAUCUCGGACCAGAUUGUGCCGACGAUCCUGGACCUCUUGAUYGAGACCUCUUCGCUGGAAGAAAAGGCCACCCGUGCGGCCAAGGAUAUGCUGUCCAUCUAUGAGGGCCAGUCGAUGAUUAGACCUUUGAUCACAGAGAAGGAUGGAAAGCAAGACUGGCAGUUCACCGUGAUGAACACAGGCGGGUCCUGGCUGGCGGUGCGCUCCGCCGCCAAACCAGCCUAUCGGCUCGUCAUCCCCCUCAUCGACGAUCUGGAGUGGCGGUUCACGGAUCUCGAAAAGGACCCCAACGAACUGCACCCGAUCAAGMACUUUGACCUAGUUGACCUGGCCCGCAAACUCCAAACACAGUACGRCUCCGAAGUGACCGACUGGGUCCGGGACGCGGCUCAUGUUGCCUCGUGGUGGGUGGGAGAAAACUGGCGUYGCUACCGGUAUCAUCCCAAGCCCAAGCGAUGA
Messenger RNA from Aspergillus pseudoviridinutans, 2652 nucleotides. RefSeq lists its product as uncharacterized. The transcript has 2 exons. Gene Ontology annotation, molecular function: arylsulfatase activity. The record is from RefSeq and is a predicted model, not a curated record. Lineage: Eukaryota; Fungi; Ascomycota; Eurotiomycetes; Eurotiales; Aspergillaceae. Bases 1 to 2652 code for a protein of 883 amino acids.